GACGGGUUGCUUGGAUUGUGGGACAUUCUUUUGUCUUCUGGGCCGAGAGGAGGGCCGCAGCUCGAAUGCAGGGCCAGCAGCUGGGCUUUCCGAAGGACCAGUUGACAGUCCGAUGGUUUGGGUACAGGGGAUUUUUGCUGGGGGGAGGUUUGUGGGGCAAUGUUUAGGAUGGUGGUGGGCGGGAGGACACCGGACAUGGUGGUCCUUCAUGCUGGGG
Messenger RNA from Pelobates cultripes (western spadefoot toad), 217 nucleotides. NCBI's taxonomy places the organism in Eukaryota, Metazoa, Chordata, Amphibia, Anura, Pelobatidae. The record is from the annotation of a GenBank genome assembly.